AUGCCCGUGCCUGCGGGGGCUCCUCGGCCUGGUGGCCAUGGAGCCGUUGGAGCCGUUGGAGCCGUCGUGCUGCCACUGAGGCGCGAGGCCAUGCGGACGCAAGGCUACAUGACAGCGCCCUCAUUCCGAGUUGAAGCGCCAACAGCUACCUCACCAAUGAUGAGGAAGGUUGUUCCGGAUGUCCUCAGCGCCACCAGCAUGCCACGGCAGGCAAUGGUGUCAGUGCCGAUACAGGUAGCUGCAGCAGGAUACCAAGCCCUGCGGCCCCCUACCGCGCCCCGGCGCCCAGCAGUGCCGCUCGUGCCACGGAGUGCGGGCGCCGCCGUCACUGCCAUUGGCGCAUCCUCGCCGGUUGCGGCACCCCGCGUGGUCCGCGUGCGAACGUCACCGUCGCCCCGUCGCAUGGACAUUGCACCUCAUACCGACACCUUGCGCCUGCCAACACCUGCACGCGCCGUGCAGGUUCCAAUGGUGCAUUCAGUGCAUUCCAUCAGCGCGAUCACAGCUUUGUCUCCUGUACGCCGCGCCCGGGUGAUUAUUCCUGCGGACCGGAGUCCCAAAGCGUCACCAGUGCUGCGCGGAGUCCCCCAGACGAUCGUCCGCAGAGCACCGGAGGCCUCAAAGCCCGAGGCAAAGGAGGCCAAGCUCGAAGUGACUGAAGCCAAAGAAGCCACGAAGGUGGCCGAGGCCCCCAAGGAAAGCCUCCCAUACACCAAGGCCACAGACUUGAAGGCCGAAGCCAAAGAAGCCAAGGAAGGCAAGGAAGCCAAGGAAGCCAAAGACGACAGCAAAAAGUCCAGGCUAGAAGAUGAGAUGGAGGCGGCCGCUGGAGCCACUGGAGAGCACAGCGACUCCCCAGACCUUCUGGGCGACUUCCGCACCCAGCUUUCUCAGACCUCCACACAGGCCUCCGAGGCCAAGUGCGAAUCCCCGAUCUGCUCCCGGGAGGAGGAGGUCCGGAGCGUGAGACCGCUGCCGCCGCGUCCGCAGCAUGCACCUGACCUCCGCGAGGUGUUGGCAGAGGUGGUCGACGAUCCGGUUGGCUUCGCCUGGGAGUUCCUGCCUGACAGACAUCCAGUCGAGGCCGAUGGUGAGCGCCGUUUCAUUGGCGAAUGCCUCGCGCGUGUAGGGCUUGAGCUGCAGGUGGCUGGAGGCCUUGAGAGGUAUGUGCAGAAGAGGGAGGACUUGGCACGGCUCCAUAGCCGGCUCGAGGCAUCGGAAACAGAGAACAUCCCACUCCACAUUCUUCGCUUCGUGCUGGAGGAGACGCUGCAGCAAAGAGUACGGCGCGGCGGACAAGGUGUCUUCGUGCAAGCUGGCGUGAUGAUGUCCAUGGGGAAUAAGAAGGUGGUGAAGAUCGCCUGCAGUUGCGAUGGCAGUGAGGGCCAUGUGUCCGUGUGUUGGGACUGGGAUGUCAAGCUCGAGUCAAAGUGUGACCCCUAG
Molecule: messenger RNA, 1443 nt
Organism: Symbiodinium natans
Lineage: Eukaryota; Dinophyceae; Suessiales; Symbiodiniaceae
Source: the annotation of a GenBank genome assembly